AUGAUUUUACCAAUAGAGGGAUGCAUUUUGCAUUGUUUUUGUAACGCUAGCAAAGACGCAUACGCCACCGUCAUAUUCCUAAGGGUUGAACAAGGUGAAAUUGUAGAAUUAAGACUAGUUGCUGUAAAAUCCCGUGUAGCACCUUUGAAAGGCGAUGGCGGAACAAUUCCUCGAAAAGAACUCUUGGCUGUUUUGGUGGGAGCUAGGCUGACUGAAUCGGUUAAAGAAGCUCUACAUUGGAAAGACACGAGAUGUUUCUACUGGAAAGACUCAACAAAAGUAAUUGCCUGGAUUUCAAGAGAAGAAAAGUGGCUUGUCUUCGUCGGGAACCGUGUACAAGAAAUAAGAAAACUAAGCAAACCCUCUUCAUGGCAACAUGUGCAUGGAGAAAUGAAGCCAAUUGAUUUGCCUUCAAGAGGAUGCAAUGCCAAGCAACUGGUUUCUCUUGCUUGGUGA
This is a messenger RNA of Argiope bruennichi, 456 nucleotides long. RefSeq lists its product as uncharacterized. The record is from RefSeq and is a predicted model, not a curated record. Lineage: Eukaryota; Metazoa; Arthropoda; Arachnida; Araneae; Araneidae. The coding region runs from base 1 to 456 and encodes 151 amino acids. The transcript has a single exon.